Dalotia coriaria is the source of this 843-nucleotide messenger RNA. RefSeq lists its product as uncharacterized. The transcript has a single exon. NCBI's taxonomy places the organism in Eukaryota, Metazoa, Arthropoda, Insecta, Coleoptera, Staphylinidae. The coding region runs from base 1 to 843 and encodes 280 amino acids. Gene Ontology annotation, molecular function: catalytic activity. The record is from RefSeq and is a predicted model, not a curated record.
AUGGAACCCCAAAAAAAGGAGGUGACCAAAAAGGGCUGGUAUGCUGACACCAACCUAGAUGUGGCGAUAAAAAUUUGCGGGGCGGACUUAAAUCCGCACGAAACAGGAAGCCAAGAAGGAAUCGCCUGGAUCAAAGUAAACGGGAUUAUGAUUGUUGCAUGUUACAUAUCCCCUAAUGUACAAUACGAGGUAUUCUCCAACUACCUUUUGAAACUACAGAUGCUACUAAAUGCCCACAAAACAAGCAAAAUAGUACUAGGGGAUUUUAACGCCCAUUCGCCCUUAUGGGGAGGCACCCGAACGGAUAAAAGAGGCGACGCUCUCAGCGAGCUGAUCCAUCAAGAACAUAUGACCGUGCUGAACGACGGAAAAGUUCCGACCUGGGAAUGCAAAAACCGUUUCUCAUUCAUAGACGUAAGUGCCGUGACGGACUCCUUUAGAGCGCAGGUCAAAAAAUGGCGGGUGCGGGAGGACAUAGAAAGUAUGAGCGACCACCCUUACCUGACUUUUGAAAUAGACCUAAUGCAACAAACAUCAAACAACACAAAGCUAUCCCCAAGUCAUCCAUGGCGCCUAUCAAGAAAAAAUAAAGACCGACUAAGUAAGAAGCUCAAACAACUAGCGAAAAAAUUGGAGAAAGACAAGGACUCGGCCGCAAACAAAUGGAGCCAGCUGCAAUCCCUGGUUGAAGAGGCAUGUCGAAGCACGCUCGAAUUUAAACUUGGGGAAAGGUCAGGCAAAACCACAGUGCAAGCCAUGCAAAAAGUAUAUGCCAAAUGGCGGAUAGAACAAACACGGGGCCAUACAGCAAAAGAGGAAAGUCUGCGCACUGAGUCACCUUAG